Messenger RNA from Spea bombifrons (plains spadefoot toad), 552 nucleotides. Its product is annotated as octapeptide-repeat protein T2-like. NCBI's taxonomy places the organism in Eukaryota, Metazoa, Chordata, Amphibia, Anura, Pelobatidae. The transcript has 2 exons. The record is from RefSeq and is a predicted model, not a curated record. Bases 1 to 552 code for a protein of 183 amino acids.
AUGAUAUGGAACGAAAAAACGCGCAGCGUGGUGAAGGCCGCCGGGAAGGAAACCGAGCCACCACCACGCCGCGGGCCGCGGAACGACAGCGAGACGGUCCGCAAAGCAGCACGAGCCAACCACGGCACGGCAACGGUUAAAAGAAAACGGCCGCGGCUAGAAGGUACCGAGACAGGAGCUGCGGCGACAAGAACCGGCCUUAGAAAAGAGCGCAGGGGAGAAAAAUCCCGCCGCGCGGGAAGGCCAACGAGCCGCCACAGGGGCGAGGCCGCCGCAAGGGAGAAAAAGCGGGGAAACGCCGCACCGUCAAAGACGGCGGGCCGCCGCGAGGAAAAUGUGGCCGCACGCCGCUCGCGAGAGGCCGGGAACAGCUCGCGGAGAAAAGGGAAAAACCGCCGCACGGGCGGCAGGGAAGGGAUAAACCACGGGGAAGAGAACCGCCCCGGGUGGAGAGGAGCCCUGGACCACGUGGCCAACAAAAAGGCCGACGCACGAGGGCAGGGAGGGAAAACGGGAGCGCAACACACAGCGCAGAUAACGGAAAGGCAAUAA